Molecule: messenger RNA, 1314 nt
Organism: Cavenderia fasciculata
Lineage: Eukaryota; Evosea; Eumycetozoa; Acytosteliales; Cavenderiaceae
Gene: glkA
Product: putative protein serine/threonine kinase
Exons: 4
Coding region: 1-1314 (437 amino acids)
Biological process (GO): signal transduction; protein phosphorylation
Cellular component (GO): cytoplasm
Molecular function (GO): ATP binding; protein serine/threonine kinase activity
Source: RefSeq, a predicted model, not a curated record
AUGUUCAACAGAGCGUCUAUCAUGACCAUUCCAGAUACAAUGAAGGGUACAACACAAAAUGAAACUAUUGGAGAAAAGAAGGAGUAUCUUCACUUGAAGGAAAAUACCAACAACCCAACAUCGAUCCAUGGAAAGAGCAUUCCAUACGAAAUUUUAAGAAUUGUUGGACAAGGAACAUUUGGAAAGGUUUAUGAAGCCAAAAACAUUGAAAACAAAAGAGUGGCAAUCAAAAAGGUGGAAAAAUCAACUCAUUUCAUCUCGAGAGAAUAUGAUAUCCUUAGAAUUAUCAAUCACCCCAAUUGUUUGAAGAUUUUAGAUAUGUACUUCACCUCUGAAGACAACAAAAGAAUGCAAAAUUUGGUAUUUGAUUUUAUUCCUUAUACAUUGGCUACCCUAUUGAAAAAGAAAUACCUUUCAAUCAAUUUUGUUAAAGUUCUAUUCUAUCAAUUAUGUCUGGCCAUUAAACAUAUCCAUUCCAAAAAUAUUUGUCACAGAGACAUCACUCCAAACAAUAUCCUUUUGAACAUCAAGGGUGAAUUGGUACUCGCUGAUUUUGGUAGUGCCAAAAUACUUGAAGCAAAUCAUACCAGUAUGUCUUAUAUUUGUUCUCGUUACUACAGAGCUCCUGAAUUAUUGGUUGGUUGUGCAAAUUAUACAACAAAAAUUGAUAUUUGGUCAAUUGGUUGUAUUUUGGCCGAAAUGUUACUUGGAAAACCAAUUUUCCCAGGUACAAAUUCAAUGGAUCAAUUGAUUCGUAUUUCCGAAAUCUUGGGUAAUCCAUCACAAGAAGAUUGGGAGGCAAUGAGACCAAACAAGGCUCAAAUGCCACCAGGAACUCCCAAUAGAAAAUUAGAUGAAACUUUCUCUAGAAUCGAAGACAAGGAAGUUAUUGAUUUAUUAUCAAAAAUAUUUUUAUUUGAUCCAACAAAGAGAGCAUCUAUUGAUGAUAUUUUAGCUCAUCCAUUCUUGCAUGGUGUCAAUUUGGCCAAUUUGGAACAAUUUGAUGAAAUGAAAUGUUUCACAAAGGCUCCAACUUCGUCAACAUCUACUUCAUCGUCAUCCACUGCAUCAAACAACACUGGGAACCUUGCCAAUAGUACUGCCCCAUCUUCAUCGAGCAGCACCGCAUCGGCUCACACCAACAAGGAAAACAUGCUCUCGAGAAUGUCAAGUGUUGUCACUAGUAGCACAAACUUGACAAAUAACAUCAGUCUAAACACAAGUUCUAGCGGAACCAACAAAUCAAAUACUAAUUUAUCAACCAGUAACAACGCUGUUAUUGGACAACCACCCCUUACCAUCAACACUACAUAA